Molecule: messenger RNA, 936 nt
Organism: Pistacia vera
Lineage: Eukaryota; Viridiplantae; Streptophyta; Magnoliopsida; Sapindales; Anacardiaceae
Product: pentatricopeptide repeat-containing protein At1g73400, mitochondrial-like
Exons: 4
Coding region: 1-936 (311 amino acids)
Molecular function (GO): protein binding
Source: RefSeq, a predicted model, not a curated record
AUGUCAAAUCCAAGAAGUGAUCACUGGAUUGCUUUGAAAUGGGUACCCAGAUAUAUAAACAGUAUUACAUGUAUAGGUUUAGAGUAUUGCAAAAGAACAUCUACACUUGAUCUUGUGGGGUUUGUGGAUUCAGACUUUACAGGUGACAGGGAUAGCAGGAAGUCAACCACAACAUAUUGCUUUACCCUUGGAGGGAAUUGCAUCAGCUGGAAAUCAAAACUCCAGCCUCUAGUUGCCCUAACAACGACUGAAGCAAAAUAUGUGGCCCUGACAGAUGGUUUCAAGGAAGCCAUAUGGAUGCAAGGAUUACUGACAGAAACUGAGCAGACUAGUAGCAAAGUAACUAUCUUCUCAGAUAGUGAAAAUAUUAUUUUGUGCCCUUUAUUGGAAGUAGUUUUUCACAAAGUUGCUUCUCAGCUUUUGAAAGAAAUAGCUCUUAAAUGUGGGUUUGAGGAUGAGAUAGACAAGCUUUGGCAUUCAGUAAGCAUCAUUCAAGCAGUUUUUGAAGAUGUAGAAGAGAGUCGAGGCUUCUUCGUGACGAGGUCAUUUACCGACUUCUUUCCUUCUUUGAAACCAAUUGCAAUUUAUCUUGAAUUGUUCCCUAAGCUAAAAGAAAUUAGAAAAAGAUUAGACUUUUUGGCAGCUGAAAGGCUUAACUUUCACUUGAAAGAAGAUUUAAUGUCUUUGACCGUUUUGAUCAAUUACUUGUGUAAAAUUGAAAGGGUUUCUAAAGGUUUUGUGGUUUUUGGGGAGAUUUUGAAGAAGGGUUUCAGCCCAGAUGCUCCGACUUUUAAUUGUUUGAUCAAAGGUCUGUGUGUAGAGAGAAAGAUUGUGGAGUCGAUGGAAUUGUUUCAGAAAAUGGUUGUUGUUGGUUGUAGGCCUGAUGUGACUACUUAUGGGACUUUGAUUGGUGGAUUGUGUAAGUGUUGCCAUUAA